Messenger RNA from Paramecium pentaurelia, 1592 nucleotides. The record is from the annotation of a GenBank genome assembly. NCBI's taxonomy places the organism in Eukaryota, Ciliophora, Oligohymenophorea, Peniculida, Parameciidae.
AUGUUUAAACCAAAAAUGAUAGAAAAUGAAAAAGAUUUUAGUUUGUUCUAAAGGGCAUAAGCUACAAGUUGUCACAAUUGCACUUGAUCCAAAUUAUCAAGGAAUUAGAGACUGUUAUGCAAGGAAUGUUUAGAGAAUAUAGAAUUAGAUGCCAAAGUGGUUGGAUUGAGAACAAUAAUUUCUUUAAUUGAAGAAAAUUAGGGAAAAAAGCUGGAAAAAAUAUAAAAUGUAAUAAUGAAUGAAAUAAAUUUAAUUGAAUAAUUACAUGGUAUUGUUGAUUAAAUGAAAUCAUUUGUAAUCCAAUAAUUUACCGAAUUAAUUACUAUAAUAAUGGAGUGGAUUCAGAGUCUUAAAUAAUAAGGAUCAUAAUUUACUCAAUAUAGUUUUUAUGAAGAAUUAGAAAUUAUGAUCUUAAAAUAAAAUAAAGCUGAUGAUAACUUACCAAUAUUAAUUAAUGAAAUUUAGAAAACCAAUCUUUGUUGGAUAACUAAGUUUAAUCCUAAAUUGGAUUACUUUAAUUAAUUGUGAGAAUAUAAUAAAUGUUAAGAAAUAUUGUCAAAUGUAAAUUUAAGUUCCUAGAAUAAUACACAAAAUAAAUAAUAAUAAUAAUUUAGAGGAGGUGAAAUCAAAUUAAAGUUAAUUGACUAAUCUGUUAAAUAAAGUGAGAGAUGUGAUGGUAUAGCUUUUGAUUCUUCUGGGUCAAUUAUGUUAUCAACUUAAUAGGCUGAUAUUAAAGUAUGGAGCUUUCAAAUGGAACAAUUAAAUUAAUAAAAACUUUGUAAGGACAUACCAAAUGGAUUUAAUGUUUAAUUUAUAGUAAGAAAUAGAAUUCUUUUAUUUCAGGUGAUGUGACAAUAAGAUGCUGGAAAUAAUAGGACUCAACUAAAUGGAUUAGUUCAUAACCUUAUGAAGAACAUAAAUUAUUUGUAAAAUGUCUUUUAUUGAAUUCAAAUGAGGAUUUACUAUUUUCUGGAAGUGAUGAUGAAUCAAUUAAAGUAUGGAAGGUUGAUUUUAAUAAAAAUAUAUUGAAAUACAUUUAUUCAUUAAAUAAAUAUGAAGGAUAUGUAUUAGCAUUAAGUUUAAAUUAUUCAGAAACAUAAUUAGUAUCAUGUGCAAAAGGUAAGAAUUAAAUUAUUAUUUGGGAAAGAAAGGAGUAAGAUAAAUAUGAAUUCAAAUAUUUUGUUAAAUAAUCAAUUUAAGAAUAAGGGAAAAAGGUUAGGUUUAUUAAAGAAAAUUAAUUUAUUUGGGUAACUAGUUGCAAAGAAAUAGAUAAAUUUUAUGUAUUUGAAUUGAAAGAAGGAGUCUUUUAAGAAAUUUAGGAAAAGACUAUUGAUUUAGUUACAAAUAAUUAGAUCUUAGAUGAAUGUCGCUUUCCAAUAAUGUAUAAUAAGGACAAGAAUUUAAUAAUAAUCAGACAUAAAACAUACUUUUAUAUCAUUAGAGAAAUGAAUAAUGGGAAUUUCAAAAUAGUUGAUUAAUUUAAUUUUGACUCAUAUUCAAUAUAUGGGAAUAUGACAAAUAAUGGUCAAUAUUUGGUUUAUUGGGAUGAUAAAAAGAAAGGAUAUUCAAUAUAUGAAUUAUCAAAUAAAUGA